Molecule: messenger RNA, 1038 nt
Organism: Acanthamoeba castellanii str. Neff
Lineage: Eukaryota; Discosea; Longamoebia; Acanthamoebidae
Product: WD repeat domain 57 (U5 snRNP specific), putative
Exons: 11
Coding region: 1-1038 (345 amino acids)
Cellular component (GO): catalytic step 2 spliceosome
Molecular function (GO): protein binding; RNA binding
Source: RefSeq, a predicted model, not a curated record
AUGGAAAAGAGGAAGUUCGAAAGCAACACCACAGAUUCCAAGGCAUUGGUGGUGAAAAGACCUAAGACUGAUGAAAUCAAGGGACGAGAGCUUAUAGCCGCGGGCGUUCCCCGCACAUCUAGCCUCAUCGCCCCCAUUGUGGUGUUGGAGGGCCACCAAGCCGAGGUGUACACCUGCAAGUUCGACCCCUCGGGCAAGUCUCUUGCUUCGGCUGGUUUCGACAAGAGGAUUUUCCUGUGGCAGGUCCAGGAGGAAUGCGCCAACUACCAUGUCUUCGAUGGUCACAAGAACGCCGUCCAGGAGAUCCACUGGAGCACUGAUGGAGAGCGGCUGUUCUCUGCCUCGGCGGACAAGACUGUGAUGGCGUGGGACACCGUGGUGGGCGUGCGAGUAAAGAAGCUCAACGAACACACGUCGUUCGUCAACAGCUGUUGUCCGUCGAAGAAGGGCAACCUGCUCGUGAGUGGCUCGGACGACAAGGCCGUCAAGCUUUGGGACCUGCGUAGGAAGAGGAGCGCACAGACCUUCAACCACAAAUACCAGGUCACCUCUGUCGCCAUCUCGCACAACAACGACCAGGUCUAUUUCGGCGGCAUCGACGGCACAGUCCACGUGUGGGAUCUUCGCAGGGACGAUCUGGCGUUCAGCGUCAACUCGCACAAGGACAUCAUCACCUCGAUACAGCUAAGCCCCGAUGGCAACUUCCUGCUUUCGAACGCCAUGGACAACUCGUUGCACGUGCAUGACAUGCGCCCCUACAUUCCCGGCGACAACCGCCUCACCAAGGUGUUCACAGGAGCUGUGCACGGAUUCGACCAAAAUCUGCUGAAGGUGAACUGGUCGCCUGAUGGCAGCAGAGUGUCUGCUGGUUCUGCUGACAGACUUGUGUAUAUUUGGGACAGCGUGACAAGGCAGGUGAUCUACAAGCUUCCAGGACACACAGGAACCGUGAACGAAGUCGCGUUCCACCCCGACGAGCCUAUCAUCGCCUCCUGCAGCUCGGACAAGAAGAUCUACCUCGGCGAAAUCGAACCCUGA